AUGGAAUUGGAACAACCCAUGUUGAGAGAAGCUCCUGGUGCUCAAAAAGUGAACCACAAAUAUAGCAGAACAAGUAGUUCUAAGCGUCGCUUUGAAUCCUUUUGGACACUUCAAAUGGGUGUGUCAAGGAAGAACUCAACGGAGAAAAAACUAUCUUGGCUGCGUUCUCAAAUCGUUGGUGUUGAUGCUGAAGUUGAUUCUCUCUUUGGAAAAAGAAGACUCACCUAUGCUGAUCACACUGCCUCUGGCCGGUCUCUUCAAUGUAUCGAAAAUUUCAUCAACAAAAAUGUUCUUCCUUUUUACGGGAACACUCACACUAGUGACAGCUACGUGGGGCACCGGACAACAAAAAUGUUGCACGAAGCAACCAGUUACAUCAAGAAAAGCUUAGGCGGUGGACAAGAAGAUGCACUCUUGUUCUGUGGCUCGGGCACAACUGCUGCUAUCAAAAGGCUUCAUGAAGUAAUGGGAAUUGCAGUGCCAUCCAUUUUGAGAGAUAGGGUACUUAAAUGCCUUCGUAGUGAAGAAAGGUGGGUGGUUUUUGUUGGUCCUCAUGAGCACCACUCCAACCUUCUCUCAUGGCGGCAAAGCUUGGCUGAAGUAGUAGAGAUUGGUUUAGAUGACAGUGGUUUAAUAGACAUGGAAGCUCUAAAACUACAACUUGAGACUUAUAAAUAUGCCAACCGUCCAAUUUUGGGUUCUUUUUCAGCCUGUAGUAACGUGACGGGAAUUUAUUCGGAAACUCGUGCAAUUGCUAAACUUCUUCAUCAAUAUGGAGGUUUUGUAUGCUUUGAUUUUGCAGCAAGUGGCCCUUAUGUGGAGAUUGACAUGAGAUCUGGGGAGAUUGAUGGCUAUGAUGCCAUUUUUCUUAGUCCACAUAAGUUCCUUGGUGGGCCUGGAUCACCUGGCAUUCUUUUGAUGAGAAAGGUCCUCUAUCAACUGAAAUCUUCUCCACCAUCAACUUGUGGAGGUGGAACUGUUAAUUAUGUCAAUGGCUUCAAUGAAAAGGACACAAUGUAUUUGGAUGACAUAGAAGAAAGGGAAAAUGGUGGGACUCCUCAAAUAAUCCAGACAGUUAGAGCAGCAUUGGCUUUCUGGGUAAAGGAUUACAUUGGUUGCCAUGUGAUAGAAAAACAGGAGCACACCUACAUAGAGAAAGCGCUUCAAAGGCUUCUCUCGAAUCAAAAUAUACGUAUUUUAGGAAAUACAAGUGCCAAGCGCCAAGCUAUAUUGUCUUUCAUCAUUUAUAGUACUAGCAUUUCUCCUUUGGCUACCCUCAAAAAUGGGGGUAAUACAGACAUGUGGAGAGAGACAGGGAACAAGAGAGAUAAGCCUCUUCAUGGACCAUUUGUAGCAAAACUCCUCAAUGACCUGUUUGGCAUCCAGGCUCGAGGUGGGUGUGCUUGUGCUGGACCCUAUGGUCACUCUCUGCUUAACUUGGAUGCCACUUAUUCACUUGCCAUCAGAGCUGCCAUUCAAAAGGGCUAUGUUGGAGUAAAACCCGGAUGGACUAGGAUCAGCUUCCCCUACUACGUGUCCCAUGAGGAAUUUGAGUUUAUUUUAGCUGCAAUGGAAUUUUUAGCUAUUUAUGGGCAACGGUUCCUUCCUCUAUAUCACUUCAAUUUUAGAACCGGUAGCUGGACUUUUAGGAAGAAGGUAGCAAAGGAGUUACUCAGCGAGGAAAACAACUGCACUGUUCACAUCUUGCCAGUGACCACUAAACAAAUUGAGACCAUAAACAAGUUUACAGCAUAUUUGGAAGCGGCUAAGUAUAUUGCUAGUCUCCUCCCCAAGUUCCCUUCUCAGCGUAGGCUUCCAGAGGACAUAGAUAUCAACCUCCACUUCAGGGUCUAGUUAGGCAG
Messenger RNA from Quercus lobata, 1862 nucleotides. RefSeq names its product probable cysteine desulfurase. Bases 1 to 1854 code for a protein of 617 amino acids. Lineage: Eukaryota; Viridiplantae; Streptophyta; Magnoliopsida; Fagales; Fagaceae. The transcript has 6 exons. The record is from RefSeq and is a predicted model, not a curated record.